Messenger RNA from Nerophis lumbriciformis (worm pipefish), 1887 nucleotides. Lineage: Eukaryota; Metazoa; Chordata; Actinopteri; Syngnathiformes; Syngnathidae. The record is from RefSeq and is a predicted model, not a curated record.
AAAAAACGGGGGGAAAUGUCCUGGUGGCCGCGCGGUGAGGAGGGGGAGGACAACCACCAUCCUGACACUGAUUCGGAUGUUGCAGAGCACAGAGAUGGUGGGAAAGUGAAAGUAAAGUGGACACAAGAGGAGGAUGACAAGCUGAAGACACUGGUUCAAAAUCUGGGACAGUAUGAUUGGAAGAAUGUGGCUUUCCACAUGGAAAAUCGCACUGAACACCAAUGUCAACACCGUUGGUUCAAGGUUUUGGAUCCCGAACUAAUUAAAGGUCCUUGGACCAAAGAAGAAGAUGACAAGGUCAUAGAGCUUGUAAAUCUCUAUGGUAACAAACAAUGGGCAGUGGUAGCCAAGCAUCUGAAAGGUAGAGUGGGGAAGCAGUGUAGAGAGCGUUGGCACAACCACCUCAACCCCUCUGUGAAGAAAUCUUCAUGGACGGCCGAGGAGGACCUCAUCAUCUAUAAGGCUCAUUCUCUUCUUGGAAAUCGCUGGGCUGAGAUUGCAAAACUACUUCCAGGAAGGACUGAUAAUGCUGUGAAGAAUCACUGGAAUUCAACAAUUAAGCGCAAAGUAGAAAUGGGCUUCUACGCAAGAGAAAAUUUGACACCAAGUGAGCUGGAGGAGCUACUAACCCAUGUCAAAGAUAUGCAGAUUCCCGGUUGCUCACAAGAGCAAGCUGACCUGGAUUCAGCACAAGACACACAUCCCUCAGAAACGUCAGACAUAAACACUCUCAAUGGUGGUGACGAGGCAGUUCCUACCCAGCCCGUUCCCUCUCCAAAAGAAAGUUCAAGUCCCAUGUCAGAGGCAGAAUACACAGGAGAGAUUAAUUCAACAAACUGGAUUGUGGACAGCUUUCUCUUCCCCAAGGGGCCAACGUUGAAGGAGGUCCUGGAAAUGGUGGACUCCGAUGGCUGGUGUAACUUAGCAGCAUUUGACUUGCCUGAAGAGAACCCAAGCUCAGAACGCCACCAGUUCCGCCUUGAAGGCAGCACCCUGCAGGAAUUGAGCAGGGGCAGCAAAGGAGAACUCAUACCAAUCUCUCCAGGUGGAGUUACGCCUCCAUCCAUACUGAGUCAUCGAAGUCGGAGACACUUGUCUCCUGAUACUAAUAGCUUAAAGACGCCGAAGAGCACACCGGUAAAGAUCUUGCCCUUUUCACCCUCUCAAUUCCUGAACAUGUGGACGAAGCAGGACACUCAUGACCUGGAGAACCCAUCACUCACAUCCACACCAGUGUGCAGUCAAAAAGCCAUUGUUACCACACCUCUACAGAGGGACAAGACCCCCAUCAAUUUAAAGAAAAUAUCUGUAUUUGUUACACCCAACCGCAAGACCGAGCUCUGCACAAUGCCACGCACACCAACACCGUUCAAAAAUGCCAUGGAGAAGUACGGCCCUUUGCAGCCUCUGCCCCAGAGUCCAAACCUUGAGGAAGACAUAAAGGAAGUGAUCCUAAGGGAUGUGGGGAUUGACUUGGCGCUUGAACUUCCACCUGAUCCCGAGCAAAGAUACAAAACAAUGCAUCGCCCUCCAAUGAAGAAAGUACGAAAGUCAUUAGCACUUGAUGACUGCCAAGUGAUUCCCAAGUCCAAACGCAAAUCUAAGACUGAACCUAAAAAGGGAAUGAAGGAAGAACCUAUGACUGUUCACAUAAGCUCGUCAUUUUGUCGUAAACCCCAUGAAAAUAUUUUGGAUCAGGGAUUCCUUUUAGGACCAAGUGACAAUGCUAUUUUUCCUAGUGUGGUGCCCCCAAUUCUGAAAUCCAAAGAAUGGGAGACAGUUGCAUAUGGACAAACAAAAGAUCAGCUCAUUAUGACAGAGAAAGCAAAGCGUUUCCUGAGAUCCUUAAAAUCCCACACGCCAAACAGACCUCUGGUGUUGUCCUGA